GCAAACCUUAUCCAUCAGUGUCGCUCUCGCUACAGAGCAUAAACGAAGACAGCAGGGGAUAAUCUUAUCUCUGCCAUUUACCCAGAAUUCGUCGAUCAUCAUCUUCUUCUCCUUCUUCUUCUUCCUCCGAAUUCCUCCGUUUCCAUGUCGACCUCGUCGCUGUCCAUGGCCGCGGCUGCUCCUCCGUCGCUCGGCCACAAGGCCCCCUCCUCUGCUCUCUUCCUCGCCCCUCCCCGCGCCUCGCUUCCCUCCCACUUCCCGCCAAAGCCCCCCGCCCUCUGCCUCCUCCUCGCCCUCAAAUCCUCGGCCCCUGUUUUCGGCUCUGCGAAACUCCCUCGCCAACCCCUUCUUUCGGCCGCGUUCGACGGGUUCGAAGCCGAAGACGGCGCCGCCGGGUCGGAGGAAGAGGACCCAGAAGAGGCGGAGGAGCUGCUCGAGAGCGCGGGCGAAGAAGAGGAGGAGGGGGAGGGAGAGGAGAUCGGGGAGGAGAAGAGAGUCUCGGGUUCUUCGGGUGGGAGGUUGUACGUUGGGAACUUGCCUUAUUCCAUGAAUUCUUCCCAGUUGGCUGAGGUCUUUGAGGAGGCCGGGCGGGUGAUAAACGUGGAGGUUGUUUAUGAUCGAGUGACGGAUAGGAGCAGGGGCUUCGCGUUUGUUACCAUGGGGAGUGUGGAAGAAGCUCAGGAGGCUAUUCGGAUGUUCGAUGGAUCUCAAGUUGGCGGCAGAACAGUCAAGGUAAACUUCCCUGAAGUGCCAAAAGGAGGUGAAAGGGAAGUAAUGGGGCCGAGGAUCAGAAAUAGCAACCGCGGCUUUGUGGAUAGCCCCCACAAACUCUAUGCAGGAAACCUUGGGUGGGGCCUCACUUCCGAAGGUCUCAGAGAUGCAUUCGCCAACCAGCCAGGCCUGUUGAGUGCAAAGGUUAUAUAUGACCGCAAUUCUGGAAAAUCCCGAGGAUUUGGAUUUAUCUCCUUUGAAUCUGCAGAGGCUGUGGAGUCGGCUUUGGAUGCCAUGAACGGAGUGGAGGUGGAAGGGCGGCCCUUACGAUUAAAUUUGGCAGCGGACAGAGCAUCUCCUGCUUCUCUGAACAGAAAUGCUGCAAACAAUCUCGACAGCAGCGAAUUGCUUUCCAGCAUCAGCAGCUGAGCAAAUUUGACAAGUUUUGGCUUCCAAAUACCUGUAGAGUACUGAGGCAGCACGAGAGGAAUUGGAGGAGAGGACUGUGGAGAUCCUUGUCUAAUGCUUAGCCCUGUAACUCUACAACUCAGCCACUUUGCCAAACUCAAGUUCUCUGUGCCGGGGCAUUCAAAGAUGAUGGUGAAUAUAAAGCUCGGUGGCCCUAGAGAUUACUUGAUUUUUGGAUGUACGUACACUAUAGUUAUAUGCGCGGAUAGUCUGCUAUGAUGUUGCCGGAUUGUGAGCGGUCCUGCAUAGUUUUGGUGUUGAGCAGUUAAAUGAAAGUAUUGACUAAUUGUUCUCAACAGUUGAACACUUAGUUUUGAGAAUGAAACUUCAACCGAAUCUAUUUAUUUUAAGAGAGAAAGAUGUGCAUUUGGAGGCUUGGA
Messenger RNA from Eucalyptus grandis, 1559 nucleotides. RefSeq names its product 33 kDa ribonucleoprotein, chloroplastic. The record is from RefSeq and is a predicted model, not a curated record. Gene Ontology annotation, molecular function: mRNA binding. Lineage: Eukaryota; Viridiplantae; Streptophyta; Magnoliopsida; Myrtales; Myrtaceae. The transcript has 4 exons. Gene Ontology annotation, cellular component: cytosol. Bases 145 to 1140 code for a protein of 331 amino acids.